Venturia canescens is the source of this 2467-nucleotide messenger RNA. RefSeq lists its product as uncharacterized. The coding region runs from base 571 to 1530 and encodes 319 amino acids. NCBI's taxonomy places the organism in Eukaryota, Metazoa, Arthropoda, Insecta, Hymenoptera, Ichneumonidae. The transcript is spliced from 6 exons. The record is from RefSeq and is a predicted model, not a curated record.
GUUCUCGGUGACGCGCAGUUCAAACAUAUGUCGAAACUCAUGUGUGCUGGUUCUAAAAUCACCAAGAAAUGUCCUAGCAAACAAGAAGCACUUGGGAAAGAAAAUAUUUUGGAAAAGUCGUAAUUUCAAUGGGUGUAGCAAAAAAUAAAUCGCUGCUAAAAGAAUUUGAUUUGGGGCAUGUGAAAUUGAGUGCAAGUGCGUAUUAAAAUUAAAAGGUAUUAGUCCUACUUUGCUCGAGUCGUUCUAUUUUUAGAUCUACGCAUAUACCGUGAGUAUGAGUUGAGCUCUGCAACGAAUCUCUGCCUGAGCUCAGUUUCUUUCAUGCCGUUACGAUUGAGCCUGACUUUUUGUCAGAUUGAAAGAAAGAGAUUCGGGACUGAGUGAUAAUGCUCUUGCGGAAAUAAAUGUGGCGCAUAAUGAGUGUGAGCGGGAUAAAAAAACUCUGAGUUUUCAUGAGCGAUUUCGCCACUGUUUUGAGUGUGUUGGGUUCAAUUUCGCUGACGGACAACGGAAAUCAUUGGUCGAUGGAAUUUCACUCGUUGUCACUUUGAGGCUUUAGCGAGUUAUACGAUGCGUUGUGACAGUUUUUUCUGGAGACGAAGAUGCUUGUUCGUGGUGUUGUUGCUUGUUUCGACGAUCGUAUUAAUCGUCGGUUCAAAAUAUUACGCUCAACCAAUAAAAAUGCUCGACGACUACGAGGCUGGCUUUUCGAAUGAACGAUACCACGAAGUUUUGCAACGAUGGUACAAUUUUUCUGGAGCCUCCGACGAAUGGUACAACAACAAAAGUAUCUCAAUGUUCGACGAGGAACUGCUAAUGGUAAUUCGUCACAAAUGGAUCGUUAAUAAUGCAACGUUAAGCGAUUCUUACAACCUUAAAAAUCCGGAUAUACUGGAUCCGUCAAUGGGUCAAGCUCGAGAAAUUAUGAAAGCUUUGGACAAUAAAAAUCGUGGAUUUUUCAUUGAAUGUGGUGCUUACGAUGGUGAAACGAGAAGCAACACACUUGUCCUCGAGAGGUUUCUCGGAUGGUCUGGUAUCUUGAUCGAGGCGGAUCCAAUCAACUUUUCUAUGAUGCUUGACAAAAAACGAAAAGCGUACCUGUCGCCCACGUGUCUCAGCAUCAAGCCUUACCCAAUGAAGGCUUCUUUCUUGAUGGCACGUAACAUCGGUCGGAUCCAUGAGCACGAUGAAUCUCAAACUGAAAAAUUGCCUAAUACAAUGGAUGUAGCUCACAGUGGAAAGCACAUCACGGUUCAAUGCUUUCCUCUUGUUUCGUAUGUGGCUGCCCUCGGUAUCGAAACCGUCGAUUACUUGAGUCUCGAUAUCGAAGGCAACGAGAUGGAAGUUCUAGAAACCAUACCGUUUGAUCGAAUCGACAUACGGACGCUAUCUGUUGAACAUAUCCAUGGAAGAGUGGGACGAAAACAGAUGAUUGAAUUCAUGGAAAAACGGGGCUACUAUGUAUACAGUUUCGUUGAACGCGAUGACAAUCUCGCGAACGAUAUUAUUUUCGUGAAAAAACAAUCUUGACGAACAUUUUAAAUGUAAAUUUAUAGAGUUGCUUUUUGCUGGCAUGAAAGGACGUUCCAGAAUUUUUGUCCGGAAACUUUUUCCGACGACGUAUUUUCAUUUUUUCCCUGUCAAUAAAAUUGAACGAAUAACUUAUUUAUUCAAUCAGUCUUAACGGUCAGCAGUCGUUGUAAUUAAUUUUUGAUCACUAUAUUUCUGUCGUUGAAUGAAGAAAUACAUGUAAUUUAUUCAGUAAACAUUCAAUGCGUUGAAAGCAAACAAUUGAAAUUGACGAUUUGAACGUUUAGGCGUCCACUAAGCAGUGAGAACUGAUAAGAAAUAUUGUAGAGUACAAAAAACUAAAAGAUGUAACGAAGAUAGAAAAUAUCCGAAUUGAUGCAUUCCAUGAAAAUUCAAAGUCCAAUGAUCACAAAAUUGAGUAAACAGUGAGUGCAAAUAAUAUUUAUAAUUUGCGGUACCUCGUUCCUAAUCUUUGAGAAACCACACUCUAAUAAAGUAAUAAAAAACAUUUGAUAGAUUUACUAAUGUUUUGAAUGUUCAACAGAAAAUCAGAGAGAAUUAUUUCGUUUUGAGAAGUAAUAUGUAAAACUUGAAAAAAAAUGUCUGAUGCGUUUUCUCUGUGCUUCUACUUCUUAUGGAAAUUUAGCAUUUUUAUUAUUUUCAUAAAAACGAUGACUCAAUGAAGCUUGAAAACUGCAUUGAGAGGCUACCGACCUGUUCGUACUGUCGGAAAUAAUGACUAAUUUUCUAGUUUUCGUGCGACAUCAAGUGGUUAAGUGUCAUGACGAGUAAUAGCAGGGUGUAGGCAAAAUUGCACGUUGGACGAUUGUCCGUAUUACGUAAAAAAAUAGCCAACGAGCGAUGCGCAGAAAAUUUGUUUGAAAAGGAGAAGAUUGUACAUUUGAUGCAAAUAAAGUUUUACUCGUUGAAUAUUUCA